Molecule: messenger RNA, 4277 nt
Organism: Glycine soja
Lineage: Eukaryota; Viridiplantae; Streptophyta; Magnoliopsida; Fabales; Fabaceae
Product: mediator of RNA polymerase II transcription subunit 16-like
Exons: 16
Coding region: 115-3795 (1226 amino acids)
Biological process (GO): regulation of DNA-templated transcription
Cellular component (GO): mediator complex
Source: RefSeq, a predicted model, not a curated record
UCUUCUUUCUCUUGCAUCUGUCGCCUUCAGUUGCGACUUUCCGCCACUUGCACCCUCUCUUUCUCUUGUUUCGUGUAUAAAUAAACAUUAUAUCAUAGCCUCUUCUUUUGGGUUAUGAAUCAAAUUGCUGCUAUAAAGGACCCAGAGGAGGGUUCCGAGAAGAAGAAGAAGAGCAAUGAAGCAAUAAGUGGCGAAGAAAAAAAAGAGGAUCCAAUGGAGCAGGAAAUGGAAUCACUCACCCCUGCCACCGUCUUUUGCAUUAGGCUCAAGCAACCCAAGUCCAAUUUGCUCUACAAAAUGAGUGUCCCUGAAAUUUGUCGCAAUUUCAGUGCUGUUUCCUGGUGUGGAAAACUGAAUGCUAUAGCUUGUGCUUCUGAAACGUGUGCAAGGAUUCCAAGCUCAACCGGAAAUCCACCAUUUUGGAUCCCUAUACAUAUUGUGAUCCCAGAGAGGCCGACUGAAUGUGCAGUAUUCAAUGUCAUUGCAGAUUCUCCUCGUGAUUCUGUCCAGUUCAUCGAAUGGUCCCCCACCUGCUGUCCUCGUGCAUUAUUGGUAGCAAAUUUCCAUGGGAGAGUAACUAUUUGGACUCAACCGUCUCAAGGGCAAGCUAAUCUUGCACUUGAUGCUAGCUGCUGGUUGCGAGAGCAUGAGUGGCGGCAAGAUAUUGCAGUUGUUACGAAGUGGCUAUCAGGGGUCUCCCUGUAUAGGUGGCUUUCAUCUAAACCAAGUGGUCCUGCCAAUUCAAGGUCAACAUUUGAAGAAAAGUUUCUUUCACAACAAUGUCAAACUUCAGCUAGAUGGCCCAAUUUUCUUUGUGUCUGUUCUGUGCUUUCGUCAGGCUCUGUUCAACUUCAUUGGUCUCAGUGGCCUCCUCAGAAUGCAACACCACCCAAAUGGUUUUGCACUAGUAAAGGACCAUUGGGUUGUGGCCCCAGUGGCAUUAUGGCUGGUGAUGCUAUCAUUACAGACAGUGGUGCCAUGCAUGUGGCAGGUGUGCCAAUUGUUAAUCCAUCCACCAUUGUUGUUUGGGAGGUUAUGCCUGGGCCUGGUAAUGGUUUCCAAGUAAUUCCUAGAACAAGUACCAAUAAUGGUGUUCCACCUCCUCUUAGCUCACCCAACUGGACUGGUUUUGCACCUUUAGCUGCAUAUUUAUUUAGUUGGCAAGAUCAUCUAUUAUCUGAAGAAAAACAAGGGAAAAACCAGACAAACCAAAACCUUGGUGAUUCUAUACCACUUAACUGUUCACCGGUUUCAAAUUUUUCAGCAUAUGUGAGUCCUGAAACUGCAGCUCAAACUGCUGCAACCACUACAUGGGGUUCUGGUGUAACAGCAGUAGCUUUUGAUCCAACUUGUGGUGGUUCCGUGAUAGCUGUUGUGAUAGCUGAGGGACAGUACAUGUCCCCAUAUGAUCCAGAUGAGGGCCCAUCAAUCACAGGGUGGAGAGUGCAACUCUGGGAAUCAUCUUUACAGCAUGUUGUCCUUCAUCCAAUAUUUGGGAAUCCCACUUCCAGUAUGGGUGGACAGCCUCCUAUGCAAACUGUUUGGCAGACCAAAGUGGACCUGAGCAUUCCACCAACAAAUGAUUUCAAGAAUCAUCAAGCUCCAGCAGUUGGAAUGAACACUGACAUUCAAAAGGUAUCCGAGUUUGGUUUUGAUAAGUCAAAAAGGGUCAAUUUUGAUCCUUUUGAUCUUCCAAGUGAUGUUAGGGCACUUGCACGAAUUGUAUACUCUCCUCAUGGUGGUGAAAUUGCCAUUGCUUUUCUUCGGGGUGGAGUGCACAUCUUUUCUGGUCCAAAUUUUGCACCUGUAGACAACUAUCAGAUUAGUGUUGGAUCUGCAAUUGCUGCUCCUGCUUUUUCUUCAACAAGCUGCUGUUCAGCUUCUGUUUGGCAUGACCCAAGCAAAGAUCAGACAAUUUUGAAAAUAAUCCGGGUUCUUCCUCCUGCUAUUCCAACUAGUCAAGUAAAGACCAACUCAUCAAACUGGGAGCGUGCAAUUGCUGAAAGGUUUUGGUGGAGCCUUUUGGUUGGAGUUAAUUGGUGGGAUGCUGUGGGCUGUACACAGAGUGCUGCUGAGGAUGGUAUUGUUUCACUCAACAGUGUUAUCGCAGUCUUGGAUGCAGACUUCCAUUCUCUUCCUUCUGCUCAGCACAGACAACAGUAUUGUCCUAGUCUAGACAGGAUAAAGUGUAGGCUGCUUGAAGGGGCAAAUGCUCAAGAGGUCAGGGCAAUGGUUCUGGAUAUGCAAGCUAGGUUGUUGUUGGAUAUGCUUGGGAAGGGAAUUGAGUCUGCUUUGAUAAAUCCUUCAGCUUUAGUGCCCGAUCCAUGGCAAGUAUCUAGUGAGACAUUAACCAGCAUUGACCCUGAAGCAGUGGCUGUUGAACCUGCACUAGUUCCAUGUGUUCAGGCUUAUGUUGAUUCAGUUCUUGAUCUAGCUUCACACUUUAUCACCCGGUUGCGGCGUUAUGCAAGUUUCUGCCGUACAUUGGCAAGUCAUGCUGUAACUGCAGGGACGGGAAAUAACCGAAAUGUGGUAGCUAGUCCUGCCCAAUGUUCUGCAACUCCUGCAACAAGUCAGGGAGGUCAAAAUGGGACAACCAGUUCUAGUGGAAGCACACAGAUGCAAGCUUGGGUACAAGGGGCCAUUGCCAAGAUUAGUAGCACUACUGACGGAGUGUCCAACCCGGUUCCUAACCCCCCCAUCAGUGGUCCUUCGUCCUUUAUGCCCAUAAGCAUUAAUACAGGAACUUUCCCUGGAACACCUGCAGUUCGACUUAUUGGGGACUGUCAUUUCCUCCAUAGAUUAUGCCAACUGUUGCUCUUCUGUUUUUUCUUUCGACGAGCACAACAACCCCGCUAUGCGGGAGGUGUACAGAGAACUGCUGACACAAAUCUACAAAAACCUCAACCUAAUGCUUCUGUCCCUGGCAAGGUGGAGGAAAUUGCAAAACCAGUGUCAACUGUGGUUAGGCCAGAUGAUGGUCAGGCUGGUCGAGUUAGUCAACUUGUGCCUGCAUCAAAAGGAGGUGAAGAACCAUCUCCAGGGCGUUCAAGAAUUGGUACUGGAAAUGCUGGCCUAGGAUAUACAUAUGAAGAGGUCAAGGUUCUUUUUCUAGUACUUAUGGAUCUAUGUCGCCGAACUGCUGGCUUGCAACACCCGUUGCCAGUUUCUCAGGUGGGGAGUAAUAACAUACAGGUUCGGCUGCAUUAUAUUGAUGGGAACUACACUGUACUGCCUGAGGUUGUGGAAGCAGCCCUUGGCCCCCAUAUGCAGAACAUGCCCCGUCCUAGAGGUGCUGAUGCUGCUGGUCUUCUACUACGUGAGCUAGAACUCCAUCCUCCAGCUGAAGAGUGGCAUAGACGGAAUAUGUUUGGUGGACCUUGGUCUGAUCCAGAUGAUUUGGAUUCUGCAAAUGAUGCACCAAAACUUAUUAGUUUAAAUCCACUUGAUUCCAGCUCAUUGGAAAAUUGUGAUGUCUACUAUGGAGCCAAUGGCUUAUGGCCAAGGAAGCGCAGGAUGUCUGAACGAGAUGCAGCUUUUGGGUUGAACACUUCUGUGGGCCUGGGAGCAUACCUUGGUAUAAUGGGAUCUCGAAGAGAUGUUGUUACUGCAUUGUGGAAAACUGGCCUUGAAGGGAUCUGGUACAAGUGUAUAAGAUGUCUGCGGCAGACUUGUGCUUUUGCCUCACCAGCUUCCACCAAUCUUCCCAGUCAAAAUGACCGGGAGAUUUGGUGGAUCAGCCGCUGGGCUUAUGGAUGUCCAAUGUGUGGUGGAACAUGGGUUCGAGUUGUAUAGCUGGCUUCAAUACAAAAUUGUCAUUUGAGUUUCUCUUUUGGUGAGGGAAGAAUUGCUUGUAUUUUACCUGCAGAAACUGAAGGUGGAUGGAAUUGUACAGGAGAGGAGACAUGUAGAUUACCUGACAGGUUCUUUAUCAGUAUGUUGUCAUUAAAAGUGACCAAACGAACUUGGAUUUGAGUAUUAUUCUACUGAUCACUAUGUAAAGUUCCAAGAGUUAUCAACUAAUUCACCUAGAUCUCAAAUUUCUUUGGAAUUAUGAUCAUGUGAUUCGUGUUACACCGCCAAAAUUAGGUAUUAUCCUUGUGAUGUUUGUAGUUGCUCCUUCAACAUCUAUGGUUUAGGAUUUUUAACCCUUAAAAUUGACUUGAGUGCACCAUAUCAAGCACAACAUAUGGUGAUAUCAUGCAAGGCAUAUUAAUUUUCCUUUUACUCAUCACAAGUUAGUUGGAUGAUCAUUUGGUCAUAAUUUUUUUCUUUCA